Lymnaea stagnalis (great pond snail) is the source of this 13030-nucleotide messenger RNA. The record is from the annotation of a GenBank genome assembly. NCBI's taxonomy places the organism in Eukaryota, Metazoa, Mollusca, Gastropoda, Lymnaeidae.
CUUUUUUUUUUUAAAACACAUUCGAAAGGCACCAGUGGCAGGAAAACGCUUCACCAAAGGUUUUUUACUAUUUUAAAAUGACUUUUAAUGACUGCAGACUAUUUAUAUUAUUUUGAAGGCUAAUGCCAUUAACUACUAAAUCUUUUACUUUAAGACUCUAUUUAUACUUACACUUAUAAUGACUUAUACUCUUGUACUCUGGAACUGGAAUUUUAAAUAGAGUUUCUCAUGUCUCGGGUUUUCGCGUAUCGCGGGAAAACGGGAGACAAUGAAAACGUUUUGGCAAAUAUAUGUUUCUAUUCUUAUUCUUUUCUUUGAUAUCUAUAUCUAUAUCUAUAUAUAUAUAUAUAUAUAUAUAUAUUGUAAAUUUAUACUUAAAUCAAUUCUGUUUUGUUUUAGUUGUACUGAUAACGUCAUUUUCCGAAAAGUGUGCAUUUGUAUUCUGUGCUACCACUACCAUUAUUAAAGCUGAAAUUAUAUAGUUUUAUGUACACCAAUUGUUUGCGUCUCAUUAAUCUGUCUACGUGAAAGCUCUAUCGCAGUCAGUGUUACUUUCAGGCAGCGCUCUCGGGGAGGGGGUGGUGUCAAGUGGAGCAGUGUAUGCAACAACAAAACGAAAUUAUAUUUUAUUUUAAAAAAACUAGCAAAUUGUCACUUUUUAAACGAUUAAACAAAAUAGUCACUGGUGCCAUUAACCGAUUACAAUUAGUUGAAUCUGUGAACUAUCACUAUGCUCGAUAUACUUAAUGAUCCCAAAAUUUUUAGGCAUAUCUUGUUCGAAGCUUACACUUAAACUGUUCGAUUAUAAAUAUCGUAAUCGUACUGUUUCGUAAAUUGGCCGCACCCGAUUAUGUGCCGAAGCCUUACUUUAGGUUGUUCAAAUAUAUCGGGGUAUUUCGAUUAUAAUAUUAUUUUUGGCAGCUUCAAAAGUUUAAAGACAUUAAUAGAACGGGGUGCGCUCUUUUGGGGCUAUUGCACCUAAAUUGUGGAACAGUUUGCUUAAAUCUUUGAGGGACGAUAUUGAGAACUAUAAAAAGCCAUUUAAGAACAAUUUAAAGACCUUUUUCUUAAGGUUUUAGGACAUCAGAGCGCUGUGAACAGCCUAAAAUAGCAUGGACACAAGCACUUUAAAAGUACUCAAUCAACAACAUCAUACGUUGAGCUAGAACAAAAAAAAUGAAAACUAAACAAAAUUGAUAUAUUUUUCAAACAAAAAUGAAGAAUUUAACGGGCUCAUACAAAUAAUUGCGACAUUAUAAUUAUAUAAUUGAGUGGCAUAAUGGCAUGUCGUUUUCAGCCACUAAAAACAGCAAUUUUAAUCAUGCACGCGUCUUUUUUUCGAUACUCCGGUAAAAACCAGAAGUUAUCACUGACACUGCGCUUAGGGUGAGACAACUCUUGCCAAAUCCAUGCCUUUAACUACACAUUUACAUUACAUUUCAUAUAACAGCCUACCCACUAUGGCCCAUACUGUACAAAAAUUGGGGUCAGGAUAUAAAUACAGAUAUUUGUAUUACAUUUCUAAGGCUAUUUUCACUCUACUCUAUUGACAGGUGAAGUAUUCUGAGAGAGCGCGAAGGGGAAAAAAGACUUACUUUAGCUAUGGACGGAUGCCUUUGCUAGUACUUUCUUUAGUAAGAUGCCCUUGCUUGCUAACAAACUUAGCAUUGUCAUACUCAGAAGAGUUUCCACACAUUGCGGCUCUUUUCUCAACUGAAAGAAAAUAAACAUGCAGUCAUUUCAAUAUCAAGACCCAGACAGUUAUCAUUCAUUAGGCCUAUAUAUCUAUCUGGGGUAUGCAGCACAUAUAUUUCCACAUAGAUCCCAUUUUAUAUGUCUAAAAGUAACACAUAAUUAAUUCAUAUAAAGGGUAUGGUUUGUUAGAGAUUCAAUAAGUUAGACCACAUACAGCUACGAUCGAAUUACAGAUACAGACAGUAGCCGAAUUUGCCGCCAAAAAAAAGCAACUUUGACUUUGAUGUCAUGUUAAUAAUUAUAGAACUAUAUUCAAAAUAGAAUAACAUAACCAUAAAAAUAUAAAGUCAUGGCACCUUCCUAGCUUGAUUUUAAAUGCCAACAGAAAGGAAGUAACCAUCAUAACCGUCACAUGACGGACCGAAUAUAGACCUCACGCGACCAGCCGGGUCCGAAUAGCCAUUUUGUCUAAGCCACACUGAUAAUAAAAAUGUAUAGCAAAAGCAAGCCCAGCAGAGCCGUGGCUUGACUUUUUGAGGCCCCCCUGCCACUUUACGGUUUUGUCCUCCUCCUCUUUGCAUUCAAAGUUAAUAAUUAAAAGCCCUAAAAUACCUGAGGUCCUAUGGGUUGCAGGGCGAAGCACGAUGACACAUACGUUUUUAAUUAGCAUCUCUCCCGCUGCCCUCCAAUUACGUGCAGAAUGUUGCGAAACUAAUUUCGCGUAUUGUUCUAAAAUGCUUUCUUGGAUUUUAAAUGACCAAACAUACUCUGGCUUCUAAAAAGUUUCAAGGGGCGAGAAUAACAUGGGGCACAAAGAAUACCCCCAAGGGCGCGCCACAACUGGAAUGAAUUUAGUUCAUGUUGGCCUGGGGCGGAGUUAGAGAUAUUCUUGAUAAUUAGUAUGGCUAAUUUUUGCGCUUCCCAUCCUAAAGUCUGAAAUGCCACCUAAAAAAGAGUCCGAUAGAAACAUCAAAUUUUAGGAAUAUGCCAAAAUACAUCCUUUCAUUUUGAAUUCGCCAAAGAGUCUUGGAUGCCCUCAAUUUCUGCUCAUCUCUUCCCGUUCGUUGAUCUGUGUGACAGCACGGGGUUGAAUCUAAGGCUUUGCCUAUAUGAUUAGUCUGGAGUCAAUUCAGUUUAUGUAUGUCACCUAUGUAUGUGCCAUAAUGCCUCUCCCAGAAGUUAAAAAAAAAUUAAUUCCACCGAUGAAAAGAAACACUGAAUUCAGGUACACCACGAAAAUGCACGUCUCGAUUUUAAAAUAAUCAAAAUUGUUCUGGGGAGGUGACUCCACAGACCCUAUUUACGCACUCUCUUUCAAGAUACAAACUCUUCAGCUACCCGAAAAUGCCGCCCCUCUAUAUCAUUGAAAAUUGGCAUAUUGGUGGACCACCCCAUUCGGUCCACUUUCUACGCCUCUGACAGAAGCGUAGCUAGAGAUUUUGAUGACAGGCGAUAAGAUUCAUUUUAAUCACCCCUACCCCGCCUCAACGCUGAAACUCAUUAUUUGUAUCAAUUAAAUACCACCCAAAGCCCAUUGUGCGCUCCCGCAAGUCUGGCGCUAGGGGAGAUCUGUCCCCUUUGCCCCCUCAGCUACGCAUCCGGCCACUGGCACUGCGCCCCAGCCUCGAAAAUCUGAAAGAAAAACUGAUCACAGUACAACACACUUAAAAUAAGUUAAUUUUCUUUAAUUAAGAUUUACCAUUUGGUGUACAAGGUUAGCAAUGAAAACAAAGAAGUGUGCAGAUUUUAAGCUCAUACAGGUACACUUUCUUAUACGCAAAAACAAUUUAUUCUAAAGAUAUAAAAGUUCUUUGUCUUCUUUGUUGAUUUCGCUCCCCCUUCUAGUAGUGCCCUCGCACCGUGUCCAGACACACCUUCAAGUAGCCCCCUCGCACCAUGUCACGACACACCUUCUACAGCCCCCUCGCACCGUGUCCAGACACACCUUCUAGUAGCCCCCUCGCAACAUGUCCAGACACAACUUCUAGUAGUGCCCUCGCACCGUGUCCAGACACACCUUCUAGUAGCCCCCUCGCACCGUGUCAUGACACACCUUCUAGUUGCCCCCUCGCACCAGAUCCUGACACACCUCGCAACAUGUCCAGACACAACUUCUAGUAGUGCCCUCGCACCGUGUCCAGACACACCUUCUAGUAGCCCCCUCGCACCGUGUCAUGACACACCUUCUAGUUGCCCCCUCGCACCAUGUCCAGACACACCUUCUAGUAGCCUCCUCACACCUUAACUUGACACACCUUCAAGUAGCCUCCUCACCUCACACCGUAGCUUGACACACCUUCUACUAGCCUCCUCGCACAGUGUCCUGACACACUUUCUAGUAGCCCCCUCACACCGUAGCUUGACACACCUUCUUGUAGCAGCAUCGCAGUGUGUCUUAACACAUCUUCGGAACACCUCUUCAAAUGUCCAUAGAGAUAAUUACAUAACUGGGUAGGAAAAAAACCAACUUUAUUUACAAAAAAGAAAAAAAAACACACACCUCACCCUGCUCAAAGAUAGAAAAACAACAGCAACAACAAUUGACCAACAUAAACAAAUAUAUGUGUUUUCUAUGAUUCAAGGUGCUGGUAGACAUCAUUGUAAGCCUGUACAAAGAUGGGUAACGAACUUGAAAAAGCUGCCAAGGAGGCGGCUGAAACGAUGGGAAGACCAUCCUCACGGACGGCACCGAGUUUGGAGGAUCUGCACAAGAUGCAGGAACAGAUGAAAAAACUUUUCGAUCAGGCAGGUGGCGAUGACGAUGAUGAGGAUAAAGGAUCCCCGGGAGUCUCUUCCAAGAAGAGCGUUAACGACCUCAUCGGGAGACUAAACGAUCCAGCUUUCAAAAGCAGGAUACCGGUAGACGGAAAUAAAAACUUGCUGCAGAAACUCGCCGAGAAUACACAGCAUGUAAAUAUUAUAGAUUCUGUAGUGGACGCCACUCCCCUGAUGGUGUGUGCCGUGCAUGGGAGGAAAGAAGAUGUCAUUCGAAUUAUCCAGAGGGGCGCGACAGUCGAUAUGCGGAACCUUUCCGGUUAUACGGCAUUGCUGAUAGCGAGUGCUGCCGGGAAGGAAGAAGUUGUAGAAAUUCUUGCCAAGAAGACUACGGAUAUUAACAUGACAGAUUAUGAAGGAGACACCGCGCUACACUUGGCCAUAAUGGGUGGACAUGAAGGAGUUGCUCGUGAUUUGUUGGACAACGGUGCAGAUUUUAAGAUCAAAAAUGACAAUGGCAGUGACGCCUUGAGUCUAGCAGCACAAAAAGGCCUGAAGACGACUGUGAAACUUCUCAUUGACAAAGGAGCCGAUGUCAACACCAGAGACAUACGCCAAUGGACACCUCUGAUGAACUGUGCCGUAAGGAACCAUUAUGAAGUGGCUGAGCUACUGAUUGAGAAGGGAGCGAAUGUGAACGCCGUACAAAUAUCCGGAGGGACAGCUCUUGAAAUCUGUGCAGACCAUGGCCACGUGGAGACGAUGAGAGUCUUGCUGAAAAACAAAGCGGAGAUUAAUCACGCAAACAAAUUAGGAUUUACUUCCCUUUUGGUUGCAGCCAUCAAAAGCCGAAAAUUGGCUGUGAAAAAAUUAUUAAAAUACGGAGCUGAUGUAAACAUUACGGGAAAAGAUGGAAGGUCCCCACUGUUUGUCAGUGCACUGGAUGGCAAUAAAAGCAUUGUUGAAAGUCUACUGAAGUUAAAAGCGGAUCCCAACAUAUCCGACAAUGACGGAGACACGCCUUUGAUGUGCGCAUGUCAACAUGACCACAUUGACAUUGUGGAAAUGUUGCUGGAUGCUGGGGCUGAUGACAUGAUGUUUAACAUGGAAUAUAGCAGCGCUUUGUCAGCAGCUGUCCAAAAAAACCGGAAACGGAUUGUCAAACUGUUGCUGUCAAGACAACCGAGCCCAUACCCGAACAUAAAUUUCAGGGCUAAGAAUGGGAUGGGACUCCUGCAUCAAGCGUGUCAAACUGGCAAUAAAGACAUUGUCAAAAUGCUCAUAGAUCAUGGGGCCGAUGUCAAUUUAAUGGGACCCAAAGGUCAAACAGCUCUCUGCAACAGUGCUGACAAUGGACACACAGAGGUGGUGAAAACACUUCUUAACGCCGGGGCACUGAUCGAUGUGUGUGAUGACGAUGGAGAUAGUCCUUUGCUUAAUGCCUCAGGUAAAGGGCAUAAAAAUAUUAUCAAAGAUUUGCUGAACGCUGGUGCAAAAGUUAACGUCUCCAAUGCCAAAGGUCAAACACCUUUAAUGCAGGCUGCGUAUGGGGGACAUUUAGACAUCGUUGAACUGCUUGUCGAUAAAGGCGCUGAUGUAAACGCCAUUGAGAGAAAAGGGUGGAAUGCUCUGAUGCUGACGUCACAAUUCGGUCACACGCCCACUGCAACAUUUCUCAUAGACAAGGGAACGAACGUUCACAACCAAUCUAAAGCUGGGGUCACUAACCUUGACAUCAGCGCUGGACACGGUCACACUGAAAUUGUACAAGCCCUUAUAAGUAAGGGAGUAACUGUAGAUGCCACAGAUGAAGAUGGGUCAACUCCUUUGAUAAAAGCAGCGAAAGAAGGACACAUUCGUUCAGUAAAUGUUUUGAUAGACAAUAAGGCCGAUGUCAAUUACACCAACUCAAACGGACAGUCUCCUUUACUUCUGAGCACGCACGAAGGCCACGCUGAAGUUGUCGACAUUCUCCUCCAAGCUGGUGCUGAUGUCAAUAAAACAGAUGAUGAAGGAAUCCCGCCAUUGCAUCUUGCCGCGCUGAAAGGUCACAGGCUUAUCGUGGAGGCGCUGAUCAACGCUGGUGCUCGGGUGGAUGCGAUCAGUAAGAACAAGAGGACGGUGUUGAUGAACGCAGCCAACCACGGAGACCCUGAAAUUGUGAGGAUCUUGAUCAAAGCAGGAGCCAGUGUGAACCAGUGCGGGGACAACGGCUGGACACCACUGAUGCAAUGUGGGCAGUUUGGGAAAACCGAGUGUAUGAGGGUUCUUUUGGAGAAUGGAGCAAACACAGAAUCCCAAGACACCAAAGGUGAUACAGUUUUUCAUAUCUGCUCUGCAAACGGUCACAAAGACGCGGUUCGCUUGCUUUUAGAGAACAAAGAAAAGGCCACAUUAGCCAACAACAGUGGUUUCACACCUUUGAUGCUGGCAAGUCACAAUGGGCAUGCUGAGAUUGUCCACUAUUUGUUACGUGACCAGGAAGUCCUUGAGAACCUGAACAUGAAAGAAUAUGAGAGAGGCGACACGGCUUUGAUUAUUGCUGCAAGGAAAGGGAAGGCGGACAUCGCCAGGGCGCUGAUCACAGGGGGCGCUGACGUCAACGCCACCAACAAACAUGGCAGUACGUCACUCAACAUCAGCUCACAGUAUGGGCACAAGCCUGUUGUGGAUGAUCUGCUAGAGAAGAAAGCUGAUGUUGGUCUUGCCGAUUCUGACGGAGACACUCCCCUGUUAUCGUGUGCACCCAACGGGCACCACCUGGUCGUACAAGCCCUUAUAAAGGCAGGGGCGGACAUCAACAAAAGGAACAGCAACGGGAAAACAGCUCUGGUGUUGGCAGCGGAAAACGGCCACCGCCAGACAGUGGUGACUCUUCUUGACCACAAAGAUGACAUGAAGACGGAAGAUUUUCAGCGUGCCAUGUCAGCUGCCUUAAAGCAUAACCAUCCAGAUAUCUCUGAGAAGAUCAAGGAAACAACAGGACUAGAGUUGGACACAGGUGAGAUCACACAUUUUUUUCAAAGCAAUGUGUUUAUGGCGGAAUGAUCCAGACUAAAAAAUUUGGUUCUAACAUAACAUACUAGACGAUCGAAGCUUAUAAAUCAAACCUUAGUUGUUGUUUUUUUUAAAAGGCCCUCUUUUUUUUUCUUUCUUUUUUUAAUUGGUAUCGGUGAGAAUAUUACAUCUCGGCUUAAUAGUUUAUUUCUACCUAAUCAUUAGUUGUAAGGAAAGACAACAAAGGAAAGAACACAUGGUAUAAAAUUAAUUUUUAAUGAAUGUUUCUAGACCUGGAACAGGUGCCACUCAACCCAACAAUCAUCACGACAAUCUAUGGCUUUGGAAGCAUGUUUGACCAAAUAGCCAGAGAAGCCAAGUGAGUGAUUCAUAGAAGUAAAGUCCCUUCCCGUAUGUCUCUGUUUUCUAAUUUUGUUAAGAAUAUAUAUAUAUAUAUAUAUAUAUAUAUAUAUAUAUAUAUAUAUAUAUAAAAUAUGAUAAAAAAUAAUAAAUAAAGACUUAUAAAAACAGUCUAUGUAUAUAUGAUGAGUCUCAUGAUAUUCAAUAUGAUGUGUCUAAUAUAUAUAAAAUAUGAUAACAAAUAAUAAAUAACGACUUAUGAAACCAGUCUAUGUUCAUAUGAUGAGUCUCAUGCCAUUCAAUAUGAUGUGUCUAAUGCCAUUCAAUAUGAUGUUUCUAAUGCCAUUCAUUGUGAUGUGUCUAAUGCCAUUCAUUGUGAUGUGUCUAAUGCCCUUCAUUGUGAUGUGCCUAAUGCUAUUCAUUAUGAUGUUCUAAUGCUUUUUAUUGUGAUAUUUCUAAUGCCAUUCAUUGUGAUGUGCCUAAUGCCAUUCAUUGUAAUGUGCCUAAUGCCAUUCAUUGUAAAGUGCCUAAUGCCAUUCAUUAUGAUGUGUCUAAUACCAUUCAUUGUGAUGUGCCUAAUGCCAUUCAUUAUGAUGUGUCUAAUGCCUUUCAUUGUGAUGUGCCUAAUGCCAUUCAUUAUGGUGUGUCUAAUACCAUUCAUUGUGAUGUGCCUAAUGCUAUUCAUUGUGAUGUGCCUAAUGCCAUUCAUUGUGAUGUGCCUAAUGCCAUUCAUUGUGAUGUGUCUAAUGUCAUUCAUUGUGAUGUGUUUAAUGCCACUCAUUGUAAUGUUCUAAUACCAUUCAUUAUGAUGUGUCUAAUGCCAUUCAUUGUAAUGUGUCUAAUGCCAUUCAUUGUGAUGUGUCUAAUGCCAUUCAUUAUGAUGUGUCUGAUGCCUUUCAUUUCAUUGUGAAGUGUCUAAUGCCAUUCAUUGUGAUAUGUCUAAUGCCAUUCAUUAUGAUGUGUCUAAUGCCUUUCAUUGUGAUGUGUCUAAUGCCAUUCAUUAUGAUGUGUCUAAUGCCUUUCAUUGUGAUGUGUCUAAUGCCCUUCAUUAUGAUGUGUCUAAUACCAUUCAUUGUGAUGUGCCUAAUGCUAUUCAUUGUGAUGUGCCUAAUGCUAUUCAUUGUGAUGUGCCUAAUGCCAUUCAUUGUGAUGUGUCUAAUGUCAUUCAUUGUGAUGUGUUUAAUGCCACUCAUUGUAAUGUUCUAAUACCAUUCAUUAUGAUGUGUCUAAUGCCAUUCAUUGUAAUGUGUCUAAUGCCAUUCAUUGUGAUGUGUCUAAUGCCAUUCAUUAUGAUGUGUCUGAUGCCAUUCAUUUCAUUGUGAAGUGUCUAAUGCCAUUCAUUGUUAUGUGCCUAAUGCCAUUCAUUGUGAUGUGCCUAAUGCCAUUCAUUGUGAUGUGCCUAAUGCCAUUCAUUGUGAUGUGUCUAAUGCCAUUCAUUAUGAUGUGUCUAAUGACAUUCAUUAUGAUGUGUCUAAUGCCAUUCAUUAUGAUGUGUCUAAAGCCUUUCAUUGUGAUGUGCCUAAUGCCAUUCAUUGUGAUGUGUCUAAAGCCAUUCAUUGUGAUGUGCCUAAUGCCACUCAUUGUGAUGUGUCUAAUGCCAUUCAUUAUGAUGUGUCUAAUGCCUUUCAUUGUGAUGUGUCUAAUGCCAUUCAUUGUGAUAUGUCUAAUGCCAUUCAUUAUGAUGUGUCUAAUGCCUUUUAUUGUGAUGUGUCUAAUGCCAUUCAUUAUGAUGUGUCUAAUGCCUUUCAUUGUGAUGUGUCUAAUGCCCUUCAGUAUGAUGUGUCUAAUGCCACUCAUUGUGAUGUGCCUAAUGCCACUCAUUGUGAUGUGUCUAAUGCCAUUCAUUGUGAUGUGUCUAAUGCCACUCAUUGUGAUGUGUCUAAUGCCAUUCAUUGUGAUGUGCCUAAUGCCAUUCAUUGUGAUGUGCCUAAUGCCACUCAUUGUGAUGUGUCUAAUGUCAUUCAUUGUGAUGUGUUUAAUGCCACUCAUUGUAAUGUUCUAAUACCAUUCAUUAUGAUGUGUCUAAUGCCAUUCAUUGUAAUGUGUCUAAUGCCAUUCAUUGUGAUGUGUCUAAUGCCAUUCAUUGUGAUGUGUCUAAUACCUUUCAUUGUGAUGUGUCUAAUGCCAUUCAUUGUAAUGUGUCUAAUGCCACUCAUUGUGAUGUGUCUAAUGCCAUUCAUUGUGAUGUGUCUAAUGCCAUUCAUUGUGAUGUGUCUAAUGCCAUUCAUUGUGAUGUGUCUAAUGCCAUUCAUUGUGAUGUGUCUAAUGCCAUUCAUUGUGAUGUGUCUAAUGCCAUUCAUUGUGAUGUGUCUAAUGCCAUUCAUUGUGAUGUGUCUAAUGCCAUUCAUUGUGAUGUGUCUAAUGCCAUUCAUUGUGAUGUGUCUAAUGCCAUUCAUUGUGAUGUGUCUAAUGCCAUUCAUUGUGAUGUGUCUAAUGCCAUUCAUUGUGAUGUGUCUAAUGCCAUUCAUUGUGAUGUGUCUAAUGCCAUUCAUUGUGAUGUGUCUAAUGCCAUUCAUUGUGAUGUGUCUAAUGCCAUUCAUUGUGAUGUGUCUAAUGCCAUUCAUUGUGAUGUGUCUAAUGCCAUUCAUUGUGAUGUGUCUAAUGCCAUUCAUUGUGAUGUGUCUAAUGCCAUUCAUUGUGAUGUGUCUAAUGCCAUUCAUUGUGAUGUGUCUAAUGCCAUUCAUUGUGAUGUGUCUAAUGCCAUUCAUUGUGAUGUGUCUAAUGCCAUUCAUUGUGAUGUGUCUAAUGCCACUCAUUGUGAUGUGUCUAAUGCCAUUCAUUGUGAUGUGUCUAAUGCCAUUCAUUGUAAUGUGUCUAAUGCCAUUCAUUGUAAUGUGUCUAAUGCCAUUCAUUGUGAUGUGUCUAAUGCCAUUCAUUGUGAUGUGUCUAAUGCCAUUCAUUGUUAUGUGUCUAAUGCCAUUCAUUGUGAUGUGUCUAAUGCCAUUCAUUGUGAUGUGUCUAAUGCCAUUCAUUGUGAUGUGUCUAAUGCCUUUCAUUGUGAUGUGUCUAAUGCCAUUCAUUGUGAUGUGUCUAAUGCCAUUCAUUGUGAUGUGUCUAAUGCCAUUCAUUGUGAUGUGUCUAAUGCCAUUCAUUGUAAUGUGUCUAAUGCCAUUCAUUGUGAUGUGUCUAAAGCCAUUCAUUGUGAUGUGUCUAAUGCCAUUCAUUGUGAUAUGUCUAAUGCCAUUCAUUGUGAUGUGUCUAAUGCCAUUCAUUGUGAUGUGUCUAAUGCCAUUCAUUGUGAUGUGUCUAAUGCCAUUCAUUGUGAUGUGUCUAAUGCCAUUCAUUGUGAUGUGUCUAAUGCCAUUCAUUGUGAUGUGUCUAAUGCCACUCAUUGUGAUGUGUCUAAUGUCAUUCAUUGUGAUGUGUUUAAUGCCACUCAUUGUAAUGUUCUAAUACCAUUCAUUAUGAUGUGUCUAAUGCCAUUCAUUGUAAUGUGUCUAAUGCCAUUCAUUGUGAUGUGUCUAAUGCCAUUCAUUGUGAUGUGUCUAAUACCUUUCAUUGUGAUGUGUCUAAUGCCAUUCAUUGUAAUGUGUCUAAUGCCAUUCAUUGUAAUGUGUCUAAUGCCAUUCAUUGUGAUGUGUCUAAUGCCAUUCAUUGUGAUGUGUCUAAUGCCACUCAUUGUGAUGUGUCUAAUGCCAUUCAUUGUAAUGUGUCUAAUACCAUUCAUUGUGAUGUGUCUAAUGCCUUUCAUUGUGAUGUGUCUAAUGCCUUUCAUUGUGAUGUGUCUAAUGCCAUUCAUUGUGAUGUGUCUAAUGCCUUUCAUUGUGAUGUGUCUAAUGCCAUUCAUUGUGAUGUGUCUAAUGCCAUUCAUUGUGAUGUGUCUAAUGCCUUUAUUGUGAUGUGUCUAUAAUUCAUCUUAUUUCAGUCGAGGAAAGCAAGAUGAACAUAUGGUUGAUAAUUGCCCCGAUAUUUGCAUUUCUAAAUUUGACCCCCAAGGUCAAGGUCAAGCCAACAACAGCAGCAACGUGACUAACAUGUAAAUACAUUCGAGUCUUGAGUCUUACCUAUGUCUAUCUAUCUAUGUCUAUUUGUAUGUCUAUUUGUCUAUCGGUCUAAAUCUAUUUUCUAUGCCUAUCUGUUUAUGUCUGUCUAUGUCUAUCCGUCUAUGUCUAUUGGUUUACGUCUCUCUGUCUAUGUCUCUCUAUGUCUAUUUGUCUAUGUGUAUCUGUCUAUGUGUAUCUGUCUAUGUGUAUCUGUCUAUGUGUAUCUGUCUAAGUCUAUCUGUCUAUGUCUAUUUCUUGAUUGCAUUACACCAUUUCCUCCCAACGUUAAAUAAAAGGCAAUUAAAGAAUCCCUAAAAACAAGUUUUUCGAAUAAAUCCUUUAUAAAAUGUAAUAUACAGCAAGGGAGGGUAGGGCAAACAUUUGACACAAGUGGCGCACUUUUUAAGAGUCCACAUUAGUGCUCCCCCUCCCCCAUAUUGCAAACUCACAUUUUUCCACACCCCCGGGCUCCAGGUAAAGCUUGGAUUUAAGGCGUCAUCUGCCUUAAACUUUAAGAUUAUAUAUCAAUACACAUAUUUAGCAUUAGAAUUGACUAUGUUGGCAUCCUAUGAGAUAUGGAGCGGUUUCCACAUCGCGCCCCCCCCCAACCCCCCUCCCCCCCCCAUUCGCACGGCCCUGGACAUGACAAAGAAAUAUUUUUAACAUUUUUCAUUUAAACUGCAACAGAAUAUCAAAUAUAUCUUCUCCAUCUGGUUACCUGCUUCAUUCUAUAUCCACUGAACUGUGUUAAGUAUUUUUUGUAUCGUAAUGUUUCGUCUUUCUAACUGACAGAUACCACACCGUCACCAAUGCAAGCAAUGUUAUAAUUGGCAAUGGAGGUUUGAUCAGGAAAUGAUCCACACCAUAAAGUCAUGCCCUAAAUGACCAGUACCGGCUCCCAGUGCAUGUGCGAGGCUAGCGCUGCUCAGCCAUAAUAAUUUUAAAGCAAAGCUAGUAGUUUGAUCAUUUAUAUUUGUGUUAGAUGCCUUACAAUUUAUUUGAAAUCUUGGGGUGAAUUUCUUAUCAUUAAUUCCUUGGACACCAAGCAAUCUCUAUAUAACAAUGUGAUGCAACACUCAUGUAUGAUGUUACAAUAUGAGAAAAGAUGACGGGACCAAACUGCUGAAGAUCAUAUUGUUUAGACCAGUGAUUCUCGACGUGAGACUUAUCGCCCCCAGGGUGGCACGACAUGUUAGGGGUGGAGGCACAAAUAAAAGCAUAACGGAUUUUAUGUUAAUCACGGGGAAGUUUUAUAAUGUCACUUCCAGGGGAAAAGAGGG